AUGGAAGCCAUCAAAUUACUCCUUACUUAUGCAGCUCAUUGUACCUUCAAGCUAUUCCAAAUGGACGUAAAGUUUUAUGUUGAUGAUAUUAUCUUUGGUUCAGCUAAUGAGGAUUUGUGUGCAGAUUUUGCUAAGCUUAUGACUAAUGAAUUUGAUAUAAGAAUGAUGGGAGAGCUCAACUUUUUUCUAGGCUUGCAAAUCAAGCAAACUGCAGAAGGCAUAUUCAUUCAUCAAGAAAAAUAUGCUAAGGAACUUGUCAAGAAGUUUGGGCUGGAAUGUGCUAAGCCAAUGGGAACCCCCAUGCAUCAUAAUAUCAAGCUUGAUAAGGAUGAACAUGCUAAAGAUGUUGAUGAGACACGCUAUAGAGGGGUGAUUGGAUCUUUGAUGUAUCUAACCUCCUCAAGGCCUGAUAUCAUCCAAAGUGUUGGAGUGUGCUCAAGAUUUCAAUCAAAACCUAAGGAAUCCCAUCUCUCUGCUGUCAAGAGGAUCAUCCGAUAUGUGCUUGGUACCACUGAUUAUGGUUUAUGGUUUCCAAAGACUGAUUUCUUUCAAUUAGUGGGUUUUUGUGAUGCAAAUUUUGCUGGGGUCAGAAUUGAUAGAAGAAGCACUAGUGGCAUGUGUUGCUUUGUUGGGAAAUCACUCAUUGUUUGGUCAAGCAAGAAGCAAGCUACAGUGGCACUUUCAACAAUCAAAGCUGAGUAUAUUGCAGCCUCCUUUUAUAUUCAGUUUGUUAACUCUGAAGGUCAGCUGGCUGAUAUUUUCACCCAACCAUUGAUAGAAGAGAGGUUCUGCAAAUUACGGACUGAACUGGGCAUUCUUGCUUCAUCUAUGUUUUCUUAA
Messenger RNA from Arachis stenosperma, 840 nucleotides. RefSeq lists its product as uncharacterized. The record is from RefSeq and is a predicted model, not a curated record. The transcript is spliced from 3 exons. NCBI's taxonomy places the organism in Eukaryota, Viridiplantae, Streptophyta, Magnoliopsida, Fabales, Fabaceae. The coding region runs from base 1 to 840 and encodes 279 amino acids.